AUGCCUCUCUCAGCGCGACCAACUAGAUAUAAGAGUGCCGAACGGCAAACUCGUCUAGCUUUUACUCCCGUCUCAUCUUCCUCUCCCGGUUUCAGUCUUGGCAUUGAUAGGGCCGCAACUAUGCGCUAUAAAAGCACAUUCAGCUCCCCCGGUAAGAACGGCUCACUGAAGAAAACGAAGGCACCAACUUCAAAAUCUCUCCAAUCAAGUGAACAGGGAGAUGUGUCGUCAGAUGAAGAAUCUAUUCGCGCCCCGUCCUCCAGUCGUAGACCGCUAGAGCGGCUGAUAAUCGCGGAUAAAGAUGAGGAGGAUAGAGAGGAGUCUGAUGAUAUUAUCUGUUCGUCACCCGUGAAACGGAGGAGACGGGAUGUGAGACCUGAGGUUAGGAAAGAAGACUCAAUUCUGUCCUCCCGUGGUGGGCCGUUAAAACCAUUGGUUAUCAAGGAUGAAUGUGAGGAUGGCGGGGAGGAGUCUGACGAAAUUGUCUGCUCGUCACCAGCGAAACGGAGAAGAUGGAACGUAGAGCCGGAGGUCGCGAAACAAGAGACUCCACGCAACCGUGCUGAACAAGAUAAGCUAGAUCUAGAGGAGGAUCUUGAGGAUCUUCGCGAUUCUGUAACUACAAGGACAAGGACUCGUAGAGGGGUAGUGGACAAGGCUAAGCUGAAGCGACAAACUCAGCUAGAGGUUCUCAGACGCCGAAGGGCAGGUGAAAAAACGGAAGUGGUGUCUGUGAACUCAUCCGGAGAUGAAUCUGAGGCGGCGGAAUCAGAACCAAAUGGAAAUAAAUCUCCUUCAGAAGAGGAAGAAGAGGGACCAUGGUUCAAUCAGAAUGAGGAUAGCGACAUUGAGCCUCCCGUCCCAGAAGACCUUGACAAGUACGAUGAAGAUUUUGUCGACCAAGAUGAUGAGGGAACACUGGGCGCCCCUGACGAGCUCAACGAUAUCCCAUUCGAAUUUACAAGACACCGAUACAAGCGCUUAAGAGAUCAUUUUAAAGACGUUGUUGAGUGGAUGGUGCAUAACAAACUGAACCCCGCAUUCCCGCGUGACGAUGUCGUCUACCGCGUUGCCUUCAGCAAAGUCAAGGACGAAGUCACAGGUCUUGCAGGAUCGCAACUUAUAUCUUCAGCCUGGAACAGAGACUUUAGAAAAUCUCUUGAAGCCAGGCCAGGGAUCUUUGUCUCGGGAUACCCCCUCUCGUUGGGUCAUUCCUGUGACGCCUGUAACAAAACCAACCACCCCGCCUCCUUCGAUAUCAGAUUCGAUGGCAAACCCUACCUCCUGGAAACACUAGAACCCAUUUCUGACGACGAAUCUGACGGAUCGGAUAGCGUCGAGGGCGAUACGGAUGCGGAUGAGGGCGGCGAGCGUCCUGGUUCAGGAAAUAUAGACCGGGAGGGCAACGAGAUCCCGGAUGCCAGCAUCCACUUUUACCUAGGAAGACACUGCAAAACCAAAGCCGUCAUGGCCCACACACUCAUCCACUGGCGCUAUCACCUCAACGAGUGGAUAAUCGACUACCUCCGACGUAAGGGAGUAUUUGCCGACCAUGAGGUCCUGGACCGCGAGCGCUGGAGUCACAAACGACGAACCAAGUACUCCAAUCAGGUGGUGGAUGCGAUGGAAGAAGAUGGGGAGAUCAAUCGGCUCUGGCGCGAUUUUAAUACCAAUUUGAAGGCUGCAAGAGAGGCGAAGGAAUCCCGAUACUGA
Molecule: messenger RNA, 1713 nt
Organism: Paracoccidioides brasiliensis Pb18
Exons: 4
Coding region: 1-1713 (570 amino acids)
Cellular component (GO): nucleus
Source: RefSeq, a predicted model, not a curated record